Hordeum vulgare subsp. vulgare (domesticated barley) is the source of this 2109-nucleotide messenger RNA. RefSeq names its product probable protein S-acyltransferase 4. The record is from RefSeq and is a predicted model, not a curated record. The transcript is spliced from 5 exons. NCBI's taxonomy places the organism in Eukaryota, Viridiplantae, Streptophyta, Magnoliopsida, Poales, Poaceae. Gene Ontology annotation, molecular function: protein-cysteine S-palmitoyltransferase activity. Gene Ontology annotation, cellular component: endoplasmic reticulum; Golgi apparatus. Gene Ontology annotation, biological process: peptidyl-L-cysteine S-palmitoylation; protein targeting to membrane. Bases 539 to 1936 code for a protein of 465 amino acids.
AAAUAUUUUUUUGAAUUUACUGUUCAUCCAAGCUCAUUUGAGCUUGGGUGUAGAAAAGCACGGAAUAGAGCACUUUCCGUGUGUUGCUAAGAACGAUCUCCAGGAAUGUACUAGAACUACCGUUCAUCCUAGCCGUUGCGUGGCUUGGCGACCAUAAUUUCAGUUAGUGCGUGGGAAAACGAAAAAAGACAAGUGUACAUCAAGGCCAAUUGGGAUCGCCGCCCUGCCCUUUGUCUGCGCCUAACCAACCGGACGAGCAAACAAACAAAUAUCCUCCUCGCUUUCCCUCUCAUGCUCCAAAGUCCAAACUUUGUCCUGCCUGCAACCAAGCCUUAAACAAGAGCAAAAGUACGCCAGCGUAGCAGCGGGUGUGCGACCAUCCCAACGACGGCGACCUCAAUGUCAUCGCCAUCGUCACCGUCACCGCCGCCUCGCUCGGCAGCAUCAGCCCGUCUCGUCGACUAGAGCCAGGCACACCCAGAAAAACUCAAUCUUCCCCAUGCUUGAAGGCUGAAGCAGCAGCGAGAGGAGGGACAAGAUGAUGGUGUCGUCGGAGGCUGAGCCGUCGCCGCCGCAGCAGCCCAAGCGGCUCUACCAGGCCUGGAAGGGGAACAACGUAUUCCUGUGCGGUGGACGGCUUAUACUCGGGCCGGACGCGGCCUCCUUGCUGCUGUCAUCGUUCCUCGUAGCCGGCCCGGCCAUCGUCUUCUGUUACCAGAUGCAGUCCAAGUUCUUCCGCUCCAAUGGGCAACCACACAUGCACCGGGCUGCGCUACUGAUUGUUAUCAUCACAACACUAGUGGAUCUGUUCUUCCUGUUCAUGACAUCGGCCAGAGACCCAGGAAUAGUGCCACGGAACACAAGAGCCCCACCUCCCGAAGCUGAUGAACGGAACCUUCCCGCCACGCCAUCGAUGGAGUGGAGCGUCGGGGGCACCCCGCGGAUGAGGUUUCGCCGGACCAAGGAUGUCAACGUGAAUGGCUUCACGGUGAAGCUCAAGUUUUGCGAGACCUGCCUCAGGUACCGCCCACCACGAUCCUCGCACUGCUCCAUCUGCAACAACUGCGUACAGAAGUUUGAUCACCACUGCCCAUGGGUUGGCCAGUGCAUUGGACUCAGGAACUACCGCUACUUCUUUCUGUUCAUAGCCACAUCGACAUUCCUGUGCAUAUCCGUCUUAAUCUUUUCAUGGUUGAAUGUCCACUGCGAAAUGCAAGACAACGGCGGCUCUAUCUGGAAGGCCUUGCGCAAGGAAAUCUACUCUUUUGUGCUAAUCAUCUAUACUUCAAUUGUUGUAUGGUUCGUCGGCGGCCUAACAGUAUUGCAUCUCUAUCUGAUCAGUACUAAUCAGACAACAUACGAGAACUUCAGAUACAAUUAUGACAAGAAGGAUAACCCUUACCGAAAGAGCAUUACGAAAAACUUUGCCGAAGUGUUCUUCACCAAGAUCCCUCCUCCAUUGAAUGACUUUCGUUCACAUGUAGGUGAGGGUGCACUGGAAGCUGGGUUCUACACUCCAUAUAUUGGGCUGGAUGUGGCCAGCACAAGGGAAAAGAUUGAUACAGAUAUGCGAGAGAAAGAAGUACUCGUAGCGGGGGUACAGAUUCCAACAGUGUUGCAGAAUAUAGACUAUGGUUCCUUUGAAGAUGGUCUGUAUGACAAGAACAGGAACAAUGGCAACAAAACAGUGGCUUUUGCUCCAGCUUGGUCACAAAAAGGAAGUGAAGAUGCUGGAACAUCUGCAGCAGCUACCACAUCAUGUAAGGAGGAAACAAGUGAGGACGAUGCUAAGGAAAUUAGUAAUUCAAAUACAAGUUCUGCACGGACAUCUACAGAAGCUAACACGAUAUCUGAGGUUGAAAUAGUUAAGGACGAUGCUAAAGAAAGUAACACUCCAGAUAGAAGUUCCGCCCGGUCCUUGAAAGGCAUGAGCUGAUAAGUAUCGCUCAUAUAUGUUUGGGAAUUUGUCUAUAGAUAUGGCCACUGUGAGUUGGCAUCAUUCUUUGCAAUAUAUAGAAAAGGCAAGUGCUGGACUAUUCAAUUACGUCAGCAAAUGAUUUAAGGAGUGUAAUGAACCGAAGUAUUAUCAACAUUUUUUGUACAUUUUUA